Messenger RNA from Acanthosepion pharaonis, 639 nucleotides. NCBI's taxonomy places the organism in Eukaryota, Metazoa, Mollusca, Cephalopoda, Sepiida, Sepiidae. The record is from the annotation of a GenBank genome assembly.
AUGCUUGUAGCAGUUCCAAAUAACACCAAAAUCGAGGAUAAAAGUCUUGGAACAUUCAAGCUUUAUGACAACGAAGACGUUCUACAGGUUGCCAAGCAGUGCAAUCACACAGUGAUUGUUCACCGUUUCUUACUUCCCAAAAAAGGAGUCUACGUCAUGUGGAAAGCCCCCGAGAGAGGAUCAGGCUGCGUCCAAUUUAGGGCCACUGUUAUUGAGGAAGCUGACCUCUGGUACAAAGACCACGGUGAUCUAACGAAGGUCAUCUGCGAGGAACCAAGUAAGUUAAAUUCUUUUUCAGUUAAUCUCGCCGUCUUCUUCUUCUUCUUCUUCUUCCUCUUCUUCUUCUUCUUCUUCUUCUUCUUCUCCUCUUCCUCCUUCUUCUACUCCUCCUCCUCCACUUCCUCCUUCUUCUACUCCUCCUCUUCCUCCUGCUAUAUGGAAUCGAUGAUCGGAAUGAUUACUCAAUUUUUAGCUGAUUAUUUCUUGAAUGUUCUUUCUACUACUUGUGCUACAAUACAACUGUUAUUACUAAUAUUUUUCUGUGACAUCGUGAAGAAAUUACUUUUUUUCUUUACUUUUUUUUCUUUACUUUUUUUUUGCAAAAACUAUUUUUAUCUUGCUUCCUUUUUGUUUGUUUGA